Molecule: messenger RNA, 6204 nt
Organism: Chaetomium globosum CBS 148.51
Lineage: Eukaryota; Fungi; Ascomycota; Sordariomycetes; Sordariales; Chaetomiaceae
Exons: 1
Coding region: 1-6204 (2067 amino acids)
Biological process (GO): meiotic chromosome separation; proteolysis
Cellular component (GO): cytoplasm; mitotic spindle pole body; centrosome
Molecular function (GO): cysteine-type endopeptidase activity; protein binding
Source: RefSeq, a predicted model, not a curated record
AUGGAUACACCACUCGCACAGGCGGAUGCUGUUCGCAGCGCCGUCUCUUCCGUCGCGACCUGCACCCCCGCGAUAUCCGUCUUGUUAAAGAACUUGUUGCUACCCAGGGACGAGACACCGAUAACCGACGAGACUGACACCCGACCUUCCUCCAAAGUCGCGAACCCGAGCCGAUCGAGAACAAACACGGUUACAAGAGCCCCGUCAAGACGCGCUAGACCCACGCCCGCACCCACACCCACACCAGCUGCGGCGGAUGAUGGCUUGUCGGUGCGAGAAAAGGCAGCGCUCGCUACACACGUCGUCAAUGCCACCCUCAAGGCUCUUGGGGAGGCUGCAAAGCCCGCCGCGACCCCUGCGCCGCGACCUCCCCAGGAGGAUGGCUUGGUGAAGACGGCAACCACAAACGCGCUUCGGCGGACGAGUUCAGCGCCAAUGACCCCCUUACAACCCCGUUCGCUUAACAGGCAAUCGACCUCUCCUGUCGCGACAACAAGGCACGCCCGGUCCCCAUCGAGAUCUUCGAACACAACGAACCUCCUUGCCACUGUCGAGUGUGCUCGCGUCGCCCUCGCUGCGCUCCGCCAACUCCCCGCGUCCGGAAAGAUCACCCUCCCGGACCUUCAGCUCGAGUCUGGCAUGUCGGCUUUGGUCGGGAGGUUGAUCGGUCUAAACAUACAGGAACAGGCUAUCAAAGAGCUGCGGAUUUUGAAAAGAAAACUGGAGGGAUCUGCGGCUGGUGAUGGAAAGAAGGCGGCCAAAGCCACCGGUGCCGAGCCCAAAAAUUCCGCUCAGCUUUUCUCAGAACUUCUUGACUUUGGCACAGUGACGGCCUCGGGGCAACGGCUUCUAUUGGUCAUCACCACUCAAAUUCAGGUUCUGCGUGUAUUGGCAAUGGCCAAGAAGCCCUCAGCCAUUGAAGCUGUCUUGCCCUAUCUCCGGCAGGACCAAGCCUCCUCACCCGUCAACUUACUCCUCCUCGCGGCAAGGGAAGAUGGGGCUCACGUUGCCAAAAUUGCCCGACAAAUGGAAACGGUGGCUCAGUGCCUGUUCUCGCUAACCCCCAACGUGUCUAGCAAAGACGACAGCUUGGGGCAGGAGUCCCGGCUCAGCAUAUCACCGGCAUCUGCCCUCGAAUUGCAGGCACUCGCGCUCGAGGCCCGUCUGCAUUGGUGGAAAUUGGCGAAGCACAAGGGGGACGCCGAGAAGGAUGUCGUGGUUCCUCUAUCGAGAUGUCUUAACGCAUACAUCCGACGAACUUCCGAAACCGCAAAAUCCAGCUAUACUGUUUGCUCAGAGAUCUUUGACCGAAUCUACCGGCAGCUUCAAAGCCACGGCUUCUCCCCCUCGAAAGGAUCCAAGCUCCCCCUUGCCGGAAUAUGUCAAACCUUGGUAACCCUGGCGCGCGACGCGCAGCAAAUGUCGGACGCCGUCAUGUGGGCGACUAAACUGCGGGACGCCAUGGACCUGAAGGCCGAAUCAAUCGCAAAGACCUGUGCCAUUGCCGCCCAACUACUCUCACUUCACCUCAAGCAGCCUGCAAAGCAUCUCUCCGACGAAUUACUUCUCAAGGAAGUGGUUGCCGGUAUUCAGGGGCCUCUGCGCGGGGACACCACCGAACUAGACGAACUUCUGACCAAUGUUUGCGCCGUUCGAAAGACGGCCAUGCAUCUCCUCCUCGCCCUCGCCAAGGGCGGUGAUAACAUCUUCCAGCCCUCCUCAGAAGCCAAAGAGCUUCUGGAAACCUUCAUCCUGCAAUGUCCGCGUUUUUGCCUCCGGUGGCUGGGGAAGCCUCCUGGACCGAAGGGUAGCACCAAGGAUUACCUACGAUACGAACAGCGACGACAGCUUAUGUUGCAAAACCUUCCGCACAUCCUCGACUCGGCAUUCAUAACCAUCAAGACCUGCUUGGAUCAGUCACGGCUGUCCUGGGACCUUAUGGACUCUAUUCUCAGUGACUGCAACACUCUUUUGGAGUACACCGGAAACAAGGCCACAUCCGAUGCGUCUGCAUCCUACCAUGUAAAGAUUUCGCAUUUCUACUACUUACAAUACACCUGUUUGCGACAGCAAUCCACCGACCCGAAGGACGCCGCCCCCCUGCGUGCCCUGAGGCGCUCUAUCGAGUGCGUCAAGGACCGGACGAGCCGCGAAAGGGAGAAGGCCCAGCUCACUCUAAAGUUGGAGCGUAUGGCGGAGCUCUGCAGGACGCUCGGCAGGGGGGACGAAGCACUUGGUGCUCUUCAGGCCAUCCGGACGAGCCUGCUCGAUGACGGUGUUUUGGCAUACGUUGCCAAAUCCCUCGCGACCGGAUCGCCUACCGUUGUCUGGGCCCGCGACGAAAAGGCCGAGGGCCUCUCCCGCGCACUUUUGGCAAUCUCGAAAAUGGAACACGUUUGGAUCGACUGGACGGUGGAUCUCGAAGAGCCAGAACGCGCUGCGGCGUUGGAACACCGCCUGCGGUUCAUCUUGAUGAAAGAGGGGGCGAAGGAGGUCGACAUCACGCUGGAGCACCCUGUUGUUGACGCGUUACUUCGGACUUAUAUUCCCACACGUUACCCCAUUCGCAGACUGAGGGUGCUUCUUGUUUUGCUUUGCUCGGCCCUCGGCAACCUUGACAGGGCCCCUGAACUUCUCUCGGUGGCUAAGGACGCCGCGCAGCUUAAGGACACGGGCGACCUCGGCGACGACUCUGGGCUGGCUGGCUUUCUUCCGCACUUGAAGGCCCUGUACAACUCACUAGCAGCUGCAGUUGAUGGCUACCGCGACAAUCGGGUGCUCGACCGAUCCAUUUCCACUUGGCGGUCGAUUACCACAGCACGUCAGGACAGAACAACCCUGGAGAAGGUGAUCGAUGAUAUACCAGGUCUUUUGGAAUAUCUUCAGUCUGUCGCGGACUUCCUCCGCAUGAAAGGCCGGGACACCAUGCUGGCAACGGUUCUCGAGCUGAUCGCCGACAUUGCGCGGGUGUCCGAGGGACCCAAGGCCGAAGAGGUUGUCCAGCACAGUUCGUGCCUCGCUCUACAGUACACGAAUCUGGGCCAGUCAUCAAAGGCGGAGUUGAUUUUCCAGAAGGCGCGGGAACACAUUGGCGACGAACUGCGCAGUGAAGUCCUCGCCAACUUCCAUCUGUCUUUCACCGAGCACCUUCUUGCCCUUAGUAACUUCAGGCAAGCCGAGGACCACCUCACCCAGGCACAGCUCGCCUUCAAUGCCGACACGCCUCAGAAGCACACCCGGGCCGAGAGGCGACGGCUUGUCGCAUAUGCUUAUUACCUGCACUCUCUCAUCGCGCUAGAACGCGGCGACUCCCACCACGCGCUCGCCUACUCCCGAGACAGCGUUCGCACCCUUUUCCAAGAUUGGGUGAAAAUGGAGUCUCAACUUACGUCCAAGGCGUUGCCAGAGCAGAAUCAGGCCAAUGACCAAACCAUUAACGUGUCCGCAAUAACCCUCGCAGCAGAUGCCCAGCAGCAGAGUCCCGGACCCGAAUCUUGGAGGCUGUUCCACCUCCUCUACCGCAAUGUCUUCCGUCUCUCGUCGAUGUACGCCCACCUGGGCAUGUUCCCAGAGACCAUGUACUACGCAGAGCAGGCGCUGAAGAUGGCAAAGACGGUCGAUUCCGAAUUUUACAACGCAGAGUGCGCCGCCUGGAUUGGAGCGGUUUCUUGGAGAGCUGCCAACGCUGCCAAGUCACUCGAGAUGCUUCAAGAAGCAUCGGCCCUGCUCCCCAGCGACAACCGCUCCUACUCUUCGGCCACGCUCGCCUGCCAGAUUAGCUCCAUGUUCCUCUCCCAGAACGAUUCGGAAGGGGCGGCGCUUCUUCUAGCAAAGGCCGAGGCGAUCGCACAGAGCCUUGCUGUGAUGCCCGAGGUUGAGCAGCAGCCGGCUGAUACCGUUGUGGCGGAGAACAAAAUGGCGAAACUCAGCAUCGCACAGAAGCCUGUGAGGGGUGGUCGCAAGGCCGCUGUGAAGAAGGCGCCAGUAAAGAAAACAGCUAAAAGUGUGACUAAGACAAAAGCAGCCGUCACUGCCACCACCACUGCCCCCGAUACGCUGGUGAUCGAGGAGGACGCCCAGCUAGCUAAAUUACGGGCGUCGAUUCUUGUUCAAAAAGCCGUGUCUAUGCUGCAGCAAAAAGAAUGGACGGCAGCGCAGGCGGCCCUUGCAGAAGCUACCACCGCAUCGAAAGCGUCCGGGUUGUUGCCCGCCAGACAGGUUGCCAUGGCGUCGUGCCUAUUAGGCAUUAGCAUGGAACAGAUGGCACAAGAUCCUGUCUUUUCUGUUAUUCAGGAGUCGACCAUUUCCUUCCCUGCCCUCUCUGGUUCCGAAAAGGCUUCACCAGCCCGUGCGAAGGCUGCGUCACCCAAAAAAGCACGAGUUGCCCCCGCGAGCCCAGAGCUAGUCAUUAAGGAGACCAAUCGGGGGCAGUACGUCGACAACCUUCGCGAGGCCCAUGAUUACCUGCUCGAGGCACACUCGGUGGCCGCCCUGACUGGGGAUGCCAGCCUGAUUCACAGGAUCUCGGGCAUGCUCCAAAACGUUAGCUUGUUUCUCACUGCCACGUCGAACAAGACCAAGGCGGCUAUCCACUCUGCUCAAACAUCGUACUCGGUUGAGCUCGCUCGGAACCUUACCUGGCGUCGGGAACGGAAGGCGCUGAUUCAGGAAAAGAAUGGGGGCAAGAAUGACGGACUCAUGUGGCCACCGGCGCUUCAGUCAGCGACCACCAGAAGGUCGAGUCUCGGAUUUACUCUCGACCUCCACAAGAUCCAGCGGGACUACAUCGACAUCGUCCCCAAGCCGUGGAAUGUCAUCUCCAUCUCCCUCAGCGAGGGCAACCACGACCUCUGCAUUACCAAACUUCAAGCUGGCCAGAGCCCCUUUGUCAUCCGUCUGCCCCUUGAGCGAGCAAGCUCCCGUGAGGCGGACAGCGAUGCUUUUGACUUUCAGCAGGGCCGCUCCGAGCUGCUGGAGAUUAUCAAGCUGAUCAACAAGACGUGCCACGACUCCAGGGAUAUGACUGCCAAGGGCGCGAAGGGCGCGUGGUGGACUGAGCGGGAGGCGCUCGAUGAGCGGCUGAAGGAGUUGUUGGGAAGCAUUGAGCAGAUUUGGCUGGGCGGUUUCAGGGGUAUUUUCUCGCAACACGUUCGCCGCCCGGAGCUGCUGGCGACGUUCCAGAAGGAUUUCCUGGCUAUCUUGGACAAGCACCUCCCUUCGCGGCGACAGGUGCGCGGGAAGAGGACCAAAGCGGCACAGGCGCCGAAGGCUACGUUGGACACAAACGUCCUAGAGUUGUUUAUCGGUCUGGGCGAUGUCACCCAGCCGGACUGCGACUUUGACGACGAGCUCACCGACCUCCUCUACUUUGUCGUGGACAUCCUGCAGUUCCACGGCGAGCGCAACGCCUACGACGAGAUCGACUUCGACUCGAUGGUCGUCGAGACCAUGGACGCCCUCAACGCGUACCACUCUUCGGCGCACGCCGCCGAAGACGCCCCCACCAACAUCCACACCAUCCUCCUCCUCGACAAGGCCCUGCACGUCUUCCCCUGGGAGUCGCUCCCCUGCAUGCAAGGCCUCGCCGUCUCGCGCAUGCCCUCACUCGCCUGCCUCCGCCGCCUCAUCCUCGACCGCCGCCAGCGCGAGGACGCCAACGACUCCACCCCCGAAGGCCACCACGCGCCUCUCGCCCUCGGCGGGACCUACAUCCUCAACCCCUCCGGCGACCUGACCUCCACCCAAUCCACCUUCGCCCAACCCCUCGCCACGCACCUGCCCUCCCAAACCUGGAAGAACAUCACCGGCCGCGCCCCCACCGAAGACGAAUUCGCACACGCCCUCACCGCCUCCCACAUGCUGCUCUACUUCGGCCACGGCUCGGGCGCGCAGUACAUCCGCGCGCGCACCAUCCGCCGCCUCGACCGCUGCCGCGCCGCCGUGCUGCUGAUGGGCUGCUCGUCGGCCGCGCUGGCGGACCACGGCGACUUUGAGCCCUCGGGCCCGGUGUGGAAUUAUAUGAUGGCCGGGUGUCCCGCGGUGGUGGGCACGCUGUGGGAUGUGACGGAUAGGGAUGUGGAUCGGUUUGCGGGGGGGGUCGUCGAGGAGUGGGGGGUGCUGCCGUGGGGGGGGGUGGGUAAGGAGGGGGAGAAGGGGGAGAAAGGAAUGGGGAAGGGGGGCGAGUCAAAGCCCACCGCCUCCUAG